Molecule: messenger RNA, 1033 nt
Organism: Salvelinus sp. IW2-2015
Lineage: Eukaryota; Metazoa; Chordata; Actinopteri; Salmoniformes; Salmonidae
Product: leukotriene B4 receptor 1-like
Exons: 1
Coding region: 2-907 (301 amino acids)
Biological process (GO): cell chemotaxis; calcium-mediated signaling; immune response
Cellular component (GO): membrane; external side of plasma membrane
Molecular function (GO): C-C chemokine receptor activity; C-C chemokine binding
Source: RefSeq, a predicted model, not a curated record
AAUGGAACAACUUAACUCCUUCACCUCUAAUGCCUCCUUCUGGGGUCUGGCUCCUGGCGUGGCCUUGUCUCUGUACUGCCUGCUCGGUAUUCCUGGUAACAUUGCAGUUAUAGUCAUCCUCCGUCGGAACCAUGAUCUAUCCAGCUUGAGCAGGAGGCUGAUGUUGAACUUGGCUGCAUCGGACCUACUCUGCAUCCUUACCCUACCUUUGCGUAUCUACAACCUAUUCUUCACCUGGAGCCUGGGUCUAGUGCUCUGUCAGCUCAACAUGUACUUUUUCUACUGCAGUAUCUGUACCGGUCUGCUGACUGUCACACUUCUGAGCCUCCAGCGCUACCUCCAGGUAGUGCAUUCUCACAGCUGGGCCAGACCGGGAGUGGCAAAGGAGAGGGUGCUACUGGUUGUCCUGUGGGGGGUAGCUGGGGUCCUGUCCAUUCCUUAUGGGGUGACGGUGCGGGAUGUGAAGGAUGAUAGUGGAUGGGUCCGGUGCCAGUACGAUUUUGCAUCAGACGCUGAGCUGGUGGCUGUGUUGCUCCUGCAGACUCUCCUGGCAUUUGUAGUUCCUUUCUUCAUCAUGUCCACAGCCUAUAUCCGCCUCCAGCGAAGGGUGAACCAAACAGCUUUCUUCAGUAGCACCAGGACGACCAGAUUAGUGAGCCUUAUCGUUGGGACCUUCAUCGUUCUAUGGACUCCUCACCAUGUCAUGAAUGUGCUGGGAGUGACGGCCAUCUUGGCAAAGAAUAAGGCUCUGAGAGUGUUCUGGGAGAGCAAUUGGAAGAUUGCUGGAUCUCUGGUCUUCAUCAACAGCAGCUUGGAUCCAUUCCUCUAUGCCUUUGCCUCCAGAAACACCCAGAGAGCACAGAGCAGUGACAGUCAGGUGGUGACCACGAGUAGUCACAAUCUGUAAGAUUUCAAGUCACUCAUUGGUAAUUUCAACUAUUGAAAUAUUCCGCUUGAUACAGGCAAAUAUGACAUAUAAAUACCGUAUUUAGAUUAGCACAACUGUCCUAACUUAUAAUAACCACCCCAAAAA